Molecule: messenger RNA, 7495 nt
Organism: Pocillopora meandrina
Lineage: Eukaryota; Metazoa; Cnidaria; Anthozoa; Scleractinia; Pocilloporidae
Source: the annotation of a GenBank genome assembly
AUGAUGAGAUUCAAUCGAAGUGUAGUCGUCAGCAAUGUUUUGACUGUCCUGUUGGAUGCUGCAAGGCAAGAGAAAUUCGGAGGUUUCAAAGUCGAUCCAGAAUCAAUUAAACAAGUUUUUAUAACCACAGACGGCUCGGAAAGCACAACAAAAAGUAUGUUUUACAAAGAAAUAUUAUUGUUAAGUGUUUACACGUAUUCGUCCGAAGAUGGAAAUUUUUAAUUGUAUUCCGUAUCUGUUUAAUUAAACAAGUCAUUUCUGUGAGUCAUAUAUUUCCAAGUUUUGUUUUCGUCGCUGUUGUUGUUUUUAUUAAAUUAAACAAAAUAUUACUUUUAAAAAUUAUUAUAGAGAGAGUAGCACCUUGCUUUUCCUUAGUACCUAGCCAGUUCGAGUUAACGGUUUUCGUUCUAGAACAUAAGCUAUGUAGUGAGAGCAGUGUACUGACCACGAUCACUGGAAAUGUUGUUUGAAUAUUACCUGAUCAGACUUUGUAAAAUGAAUCAUUUUAGGUCCUGAGGAAUGUAACUGCCCAUCUAACAACGUCUCGUUAGCCAUAAAUGGGGUUCUUGCCUUCAUAAUCGUUCUUCUAAUUAUUUACAUAAUCUGGCUACAUAAGAAAGGUAGGUAAAAAAUUCAUAAUCUAUGAUAGAGGGUUUGGCUGCAAGAUUCUUUAUUAAGCAAAAGCAAAUCUUGACCCACAUCCACAUCAUUUGUCUUUUUUUUCCUUUCGUUCUUUUUCAGGCGCUGUUGGGAAACAGAGGUAAGAAUUUGCUGCCACUUGGAUUGUGUCCAUGUAAUGUACCAGAUAUGGUAUCAUCUUAUAACAAACUUCCACUUAAAAACUGAUGAGAUUCUCAGCUCGUCAUAAAUAUUUGUAUGCUUUCUCAAUUGUAGGACUUAUGAAGAUGAAAGAGGUGUUUCCUACGUAAGUUACAGCUAAGACAUUGAGGUCAUGUUAGUGUGGCCUGUAAUUAUGUAAUCUCACUUAACCUCUACUCUCUAGAAGGAAAUAAACGCUUGUAACAAAUAGGAAGGAAAAAAGGUGUAGUUCUACCAAAAAGGCAUAAUGCAUUAAUAACAGGUACAAUAGAAUAUAGGAAGAAGUUUGACUCGAUAAGGUCUUUGUCCUGGGAUCAUGUCCUUUACCAAGCUGCUCCAUCGAUUUUCCUUCGGUUGUCCCUGGUUCAACUGCGUGGUUUCACUUCAUAGAUCGCUAACUGGUCUGCACCCGGUUGAUAUUUGUUUUGUAAAUAAUUUUUUUUUCACGCCGUUUUGGCCGUCUGUUUAUCUUGAUGCCUUAUUUUCAAAGCGUUAGUCCAGGGGUUACCGGUCACCUCGCCACCAAGCAGACUCGCCACCAGCGAACUCGCCACCAAGGAACGAUCUCGCCACCAACGUACUCGCCACCAAGCGAAGUCUUCUCGCCACCAACCACCAAUAAAGAGAUAAACUAGAAUAAAGUAGUCGAGGAGAGUAGGAUGUUCGAACGAGCACAAUUCAAAUCGGCCGAUACGUUUGUGCGCUUGUCUGUAUUUAAAUUAUGACCUUCAGCGACGUGUUAGAUGUGUUCCGUUCCUAACUCAUUGACAUCGAAACGUAUCGUGUUUGUCUUUUGCACGUAAGCGAGGAGAAAUUGCAAAACUCGAUGCGAGGAAUAAAAACUUACUCAAUAUUCGGUCGAAUUAUAUUACCCAGUUUCCCCGCGGCAAAAUAACAACAAACUUUAUUGAAUAUUAAAUCUGGAAGAGCAGCUCAUAUGAGUUUUCUAAUGUACUUGUAGGUACGGCUGUCUGCGCGGUAGGCUGGCUCCAAUCCCAACUCUUGAACCUUAUUGAAAAAAAGGAAAACAAAUUUUCAGAGAUAUCGGUUUCGAACGUGCUUUCGACAACAUACGUUUAUAAAGUUUGAGUACAGACAAGCGAACAAACUUAUCGGUUUCGAACGUGCUUUCGACAACAUAUGUUUAUAAAGUUUGAGUACAGACAAGCGAACAAACUUAUCGGUUUCGAACGUGCUUUCGACAACAUACGUUUAUAAAGUUUGAGUACAGACAAGCGAACAAACUUAUCGGUUUCGAACGUGCUUUCGACAACAUACGUUUAUAAAGUUUGAGUACAGACUUAUCAGCCGAACAUCCUACUGUCCUCGACUAAUCUCUUUAUUGGUGGUUGGUGGCGAGAAGACUUCGCUUGGUGGCGAGUACGUUGGUGGCGAGAUCGUUCCUUGGUGGCGAGUCUGCUUGGUGGCGAGGUGACUGGAUACCAGUCCAGGAGCUUAGUACAGCAAGAGUUUUUUUUUCGUGUGUGCAUUUGUCAAACAAUUGCACUACCAAUCGACGAUCUUCAUGUUGCAGUUUGUAGCUGCAACGCAUAUGCUAUGAACCUCGAUCACUGCAUUGGACAUGAUAGUUUCAAUGGCAGAGAACAAAGUGUUAGUAAUAAUAAAUAUUAGUAAUAUUUAAGGACAAGAGAUUAUAAACUACUAAUAAUCUCUUGUUAUGAAAUAAUAUAAACGCUUGUCUGAUGAAAACGGGUAAACUGAUUUUUAUAAAAAUGCAGGAAAUUUUAUUGGGAUUAACAACAGACUUGUAUAUGAAUACCUUAACGGUAUGUUGGUUUAAUAGAAUGAAACAGGAUUAGAAGAUAGCGAACCAAAUCUACCCGAUUCAGCAAAACUCACCCAGCCUCCUGCGGAAUACAUGGAUCUCAUAGAAGUCAACAAACAUGAUAGAAAAGCACAAAGUACCGCUUCAGGUGCUGAUUACGUGCCUCUUCAUCCGUUAACACGCUGCUGGGAAGUUUCAAGACACCACGUGACCAUAGAAAAAAUUAUUGGUAAAGGUGCUUUUGGUCAGGUUGCCAAGGGAACAGCAGUAGGACUUCGAGGGAGUCCUGAAACGACCACAGUGGCUAUUAAGAUGCUUAAAAGUGAGUUCUUGAACUGUAAAUUGAAUGAGAGUCUUGGCCUACAGUCAUAUACUGUUACCGGGUUACCGUAACUUUUUAGCUAUUUGUGAUUGGAUAAGUUAUGUCGCUAUUUCAACAUUUUGCAUAUUAUUCCCGUAAACCAAAUUUUACUCCUUGUUUUAACGCUCCAGAAAACGCUACUGAAUCGGACAAGAGAGAUUUGAUGAAAGAACUUGACACAAUGAAGCAGCUGAAACCACAUCCUUACGUCAUUAAACUUCUGGGAUGCGUUACAGAAUCUGGUAAGCUUUGAUUAUGAGGUCUAAUUUUGCUGUACACAUUUUGCAUCUGAUUUACUCUGUAGCGCUUUCUCGUCAUUGAUAAUUUGCUUCAGUGGAAGAUUCACUGCUUCACAAUUGCGCACAACAAACAACGCAUAUGGUAAUUUUAUCCUUUUUUAGCUAACAGCGACGCUCUUGGAUUUGCUGAUAGACGAAGACCAAAUAUUUGCCAUUGUACAAGCCAUUCUGUUGUAUAAGCAGAAUCGCUUUUUCUAAGGGAAUAUUUGAUCUGUACCUUCUUAUGAGAUCGUUACAAAGUUUUCCAGCUUUUCAUCGUAAAACUACAUCUUGUUUUCGUGCGAUUUCUUCAAAUGUAUUGACCCUGACUGCUAUUUAUUUUUUUUUUUACUUAUUGCUAAUUUUUUUUUAGAGAGAGAAAUAUCUAAAUGAAACUGUUUAAUUUCCUCAGAACAGCUGCUGGUUUUGAUUGAAUAUGUGCCUUUUGGGGAUCUGCUGGGUUACCUGAGAAAGAGCCGUGGAUUAAAAGACACUUACUUCCAAGACCCGGAAGUCAAACCACAAACAAAUCUGACGUCACAGCAGCUGAUGAAGUUUGCUUGGCAAAUUGCUGAUGGAAUGAGUUAUUUGUCCUCAAAAUCUGUAAGUUAAUUAAAAAGGCACCAAAGAAAAACAAUUCUAAAACCUUCUUGUAAGAUGUAUCGUCAUGUUAAGCUAUGUCUUGCAUAGAAAAAUACGUCUUCACAAGAUCACGCCCGGGAUAUGCAAACGUAUUCUUACCGUCUUGUUGAGGCUAUUUCUUUAGGGCCAGGAACCCUACCAAUUUUGACGUCAUCACCUAAGUUAUAUUUCAGUGUGCGAAUGGCGAUAUUUGUGCAUCUUUGCAAGUGUACCUCAUCGAAAUAAAAUAUCUGGGUUUUUCUCGUGUAGGCAAAGGCAGAGACGUGAAUGAAUAGGAUCUUUAAUUCAGCCUAAACUGAGUGUACAACGAAUAUUCAUUUUAGUGACAAGAAAGAAAAGGAAUCAAAACUUGAAAUUAAAAAAUUCGUCUUUGGUUGCUAAAAUGCUACAUUACAGAACCCUACUUCGAAUAAAAUCUUCAGAUAAGCUUUCUAUGUAAUAAUUAUGAAUUGCAGAAAUAAAGUGGUUUGCUUCUCUUUGGAAUAUGGAACAGCGAUUAUAGUAAUUUUAAUUUUCUGCCAUCUGGAAUACAGAGAAAUACACACACCAUAUUAUGUCGCUGGAUAUUUCUAUUUUCCUAUCUGAACCAUUUAAUUUCAGUUCUUUUUCUUCUGGAAUCGCUAAUUUUUGCUCUCGGAUCAAUGCUUUCUUAGAUCAUUCACCGAGACCUUGCGGCUCGUAAUGUGUUGGUUGGACAUAAGGAAACUUGUAAAGUGACAGACUUCGGAAUGGCAAGAGAUGUGCAGCAGGAAAAUAUUUAUGAACGAAAGACUAAGGUAUUCAAGAAAGAGGGGAGGUGGGGGCGGUACUACAUAUCGUUCAGUUUAGUGAUCUUUCACAAUCAUUGUACUCCUGAUUUCGAUGACAAAAUCCUUGGACGGGACCGUAAUAAAAAAUAUUAGUCUUGCGUAUACGAGUAUAAUUGUAAAUAUCACUGUCUUUGACCGGUCGCUUCCUAUAAUUUUUUUAGCUGUUUCACAAAGUGAUAUUUGAAAUCUUUAGGGCCGUCUUCCCGUGAAGUGGACAGCUUAUGAGGCCUUGAUGUAUGGUAAAUAUACCACGAAAAGUGAUGUGUAAGUAUACCCGAUUAUUACCCGUAGCAAUUUUCCAACAAGUUUCACCAAUAGAAUAAGAGAGAGGGUAAGUUUUGGGCUCGGUAAUGAAAUAGAGAAAGAUGUUUUUCAUCCUCUCACGAGCGUUGGACAAUGAAAAAAUUCUUGACCCCCCAUGAGGAAUCGAACCUCAGACCAUCGGAUUCCGCGCUCCGAUGGUCAUACCACUGAGCCACAGAGACUCUUCAGUGAGUGAGGUUUAUUACUAAGUUCAUAUGACACGCGUCCUGCAUACUGCAAGGAUCAGCAAUGUCGAUAUAGAGUCAUGUUUGUACAUAAAAAUAAGAGAAAGAAUCGGAGCGCGGAAUCCGAAGGUCUGAGGUUCAAUUCCUCGUUGGGAGUCAAAAUUUUUUCUUUGUCCCACACUCGUGACAAGACGAAAAAAAUCUUUCUCUAAGUGUUAUAAAUUUUAACUAGGGCAUGAAUUCUAUGCUUUGUCAAAGAGUACAUGUAUUUUAAUUGUCGUAUAUAAUGUUAAUGUCUUCAGUCACCCAAUAUAUAUUUGUUUGAUUUGUCUUUCCGCAGAUGGAGUUACGGAGUUUUGCUGUACGAGAUUUUCACCAUAGGUAACAUCGAAUGGAAAUUUAUAAGGCCCUGUAGAUGUUUUUUGCUAUAUACCAUGUUUAAUUAAGCAAUUUAACGUGUUCAGUUAGACAAACGUAAUGAGCUUCAAACUUCAUCAAAUGAUCUGGGUGGCGUUUCAGUGAAGGUCGUUUUUUCGUCACAUUUAUAUUUCGAUGGUCUUAUGGUUCUUCCAGGUGGUUCACCUUACCCACGAAUGGAUGGAAGAAAAAUUGCAAACUUACUUCAGGAUGGAUACAGGAUGCCUAAACCACAACACGUCGAUGAAGAAUUGUAGGUGUUUUUUCAAUUCGUUCUCUCUCACCCUACAAGGAAGCGUUCUUUAAAUCUCUAACAGAUCAUUUGAACAAUACCAGGUAUCAGAUUAUGAUGAAAUGCUGGAAGAAUGACCCAGAUGCAAGACCAACUUUUACUGAAUUGAAAAAUCAGCUUAAGGACAUGGAAACCCUACACAAGGUGAGAAUUUUGAUCAACAUGAAAGUUUCUUUUCACGUUUGACCGACUGGCUUAGGCUCAGCUAAUUAGGGUUUUAAACAUAGUAGCGUUUAGCUUAGAUAGCGUGAUUUUUACGAAGUUUGGAUUGCAUCUUCUUGUUAUGUCACUGAAGCUAGCACUCCACGAAAAACGGGGAAGAAGCGAACUAGAAUGCCCCUGCUACAAUUGACUCAUUAUGGUUAUUUAAAAGAUGGUAGGAUUAUUGCAAAACUGCACUGAGACGCGCAAAGAGUAGCAGACGACGACGCCAUAAAAUACUUUAUUGAAUUUGUUUUGGUGUGAAAAGCUGACCACUUGUGAGGAUAAACGCUUAUAACUUAAGAGGAACACUUUUUUAAUGAUGCUGAUUAUUAUAUUAUUCUUUUCUGCAGAAGCUGAUCAACAUGACAAUGUACGACAAGCAGUUGUAUGCAAACGUCGAGGAUUUAAUAGUGUAGUUAGAUAGAUUUCCGCGGUAAAUGACUGGCUUACAGUUUGAACACUUUGCCUCAGCAAGUUUCAGGGAUGAAUCAUCUUUGCCUUACACGCUUACUUGGUAGAAAAAGCCAUUUUGUAUUAAGAAAUUAGGCUGGAACGUUAUGACUCAAUUGAUUUUAUAUUCUUAAACGCUGUAACGCUUUUAUCAGUUUACUGAUAAAGUAUACUCUCAUGUUCUCUUUAACAUGUUUAGCACUUACACGCAUGCUCGACACAAGCGUUUGAAUUCAGUUUAUUUCCUGGCUCAAUUCUGAAAGGCAGGACAGCGCAAAAAAAAAAGCUAGUUAACUAGAUUGAUGAGAUCUAGCUCAGAUUGCCAUAGUUGUCUACAGUUUUAGUAAAUUGCUGAAAAAAUUGUUUUGCCGCAAAACCCGCUCGAUUUUAGGAAAGCUAUCCGGCGCAUAAUCUGCUUUCCCUAAGACCGCAUUUACCUGCGAUACCAACUCGAAAUACUUUUACACUGAAAGUAUUAUUAAUUAAAAAUUAACGUUAUCCUAAUUGAAAAAUUAUACUUGGCACAUUACUUGAGCAAUCGUCUUAGCUUUGAAUCAAAGUGCUCUGUGAGCAAACUCGUGAAUUGACAGAUGACUUACAUAAUUUUUUGGAUUAUGUUUAAGGUUAUCUGGCUUAGGGAAUUUUGUGGUUGAUUGUCAUAUUUAGAGUACGAGCAGUAGUUCAGUGUUCGCUAAUGUAGCAAAUCAAAUCACUUUGGUCGACAGAAAAAUAUUGGUUUCAGAAUUAAUUUGUAUAAGCAAUCGUGUCAAUUACGUUAGUUGGCAAGCGGCCUUAAAACCGUCUGCAGUUAAUUUUAAUCGUUCUCAAAAAGUACAUAGAAAGUUAAAACGUGAAGUAUUUGGUUACAGUUAAACUGAACGAUGUAACUUUUAUUCAUUUAAUAUCUGAAUUUUCUCAAACGAUUUGUUCGUAGUAAAAGAGCGAGCGA